CGCAUCGCUCCGUUCCAACUCUCUCUCCCUCUCUCGACACUGCCCAUCGCAGCACGAUUCUUCGCCGCCGCCGCCGCCGCCGUGCUCCUAUUCCACUUCUCCCCGUUCGUCUCCUAUCACCGAGAUCAUUGCCGCCUCGCUGCUCUCCCGUCGAGCUCGCCCCUCGCCGUUGCUGGGAGGAGAUUGUUGGCCGUCUGAUUGUAUCGCCGCCGCCGCCGCCGCCGCCGUGCUCCUAUUCCACUUCUCCCCGUUCGUCUCCUAUCACCGAGAUCGUUGCCGCCUCGCUGCUCUCCCGUCGAGCUCGCCCCUCGCCGUUGCUGGGAGGAGAUUGUUGGCCGUCUGAUUGUAUCGACGCCGACGAGUUCGGUGAGCACCAGGUCAUUCUACACCGUCACCGGCGCCGCCUCCUUGCGAGAUCCCCACCACGCUGCUGUUACUGCACGCGUGACGAUGGUACUCUGUGGUGAUGUAGGAGGGCAGCAGGGCAGGCAGGGCAGCAGCCUCGACGCCACAGAUACAUGUGGAGAUAGAGAGAGGUAGAUUGAUCCUCCCCUGUUCCCCGUCGCCGUUCGCCGCCCCUGAGCACUACGCGGCUCGCCAGAUCAUGCGCUGCCCCUGAGCAGCGCGCAGCUCGCCGGACUGAUUCGUGCCACCCCCGCCGAACUGAGAUCCGCCUCUGCAGCGUGUGUGUAUGAUGUUGUUGGGUCGUUGACAUGGCCCGUGGUCCGGUUGCGACUCAUGCUCAAGGCACGGUCGAGGCUGGUGUUGGGCGUUCUGCUGGUCAUGGCCGUGGACGUGGGCGUUUUGCUGGUCUUCGUGGACGAGCCACUGGCCAGGGAGGUUCUAAUAUAGGGCGUGCCCCUGUUUCUGAUCAUGUCGCUGCUUGCCGGGUGCCUGACGCUGGAGCUGAGCCUCUUGACAGGCGUAGGGGUGUGAGUCGGCGGGUGCCUGCUGCUGGAGCUGAGCCUAUCGCCAGGCGUGGGCGUGGUGCUCGGCAGGUGCCUACCGCUGGGCGUGGCGCCAUGCCUCGGCCAAGUGGUAGGGGUGUUCGUGGCCGUGUCCCUGGCCGUGGUGCUGAUUCUGGGAAUGCAGCCGCUACUGUUGUCCCUGGUCCUGGGUUCACCGCCGCUCCUAGGCGUGCGGCGGUCCCUAGGAUUGCUAGACGUUACGUGCCACGUCAGCCUGUUGGGUGUCCUCCUCGAAGCCGUACAAGUGAUGGCUGGUUCCCUUUUCUGAGCUCGACCGUGGCUGCGGUAAAUCGCAGAAAACGGAAAAUGUGCGUUGAGUUUCGGCGCGCUCGAUAUGAAGAACAUGUCAUUGAUGGGCCUUUGCCGAAGGAUUGGCAUGGUUUCUCGGUUUAUGUGAGUUCGGAGUGACCGGGGUAGACCGCAACAGACGGAAACGAUGGAAAGUGUCAAUUAAAUUGCGACGUCCUGGAUGUGAAGAGAUUGUUGUCCAAGGGCCUGUGCCGAAGGAUUGGCAAGGUUUCUCGGUCAAGUUUGCCGAGUCCCUUAAAGCUUGCUAUGCAGAUAGGUCGUACUAUGGCCCUCUGGAUUUCUUGUGCCAAUACUGUGGUGCCUCCUUUUGGUUUGCUGAGUGUUCAAAGUCUAGGUCAUCCUGGACACAACGUAAGAUGGUUUAUAAUCGCUGUGUAAAGGCGCUAAGGUAUAUAUUCCUCCCUUUAAGGAUCCCCCAGUCUAUCUUCGGAAGCUCCUUCGAUUCGAUGGUACUUCUCGUGCUAAAAAAUUCAUCCGGGACUAUACGUGAGUACAACUGUAUGUUCGCUUUCACUUCGAUGGGUGCUACUAUUGAACGCUCGUUUGGUAGCAGCCGUGGACCUAAGAUUUUUAAGAUCAGUGGUCAAGUGUCUCAUUGUACUGGUUCGUUGGUGCCUAGCGGUGAUGAUACCCCUAAGUUUGCUGAGUUGUAUAUACAUGACCCAGCUAAUGAGAUUAGACAUAGGAUGAAUGCCUUAAAUCCAGAUGAUAAGCCUACUGGAGGUGUGGAUGAGAGUAUUGUGGUUGGUCUUAGAGACAUGCUUAAUGAGUUUAACCUAUUGGUACAGACCUUUCGGGAGGCGAGUAAGAUGAUAGAGGAUCGUGGUGAUGAACCCAUCGAGGAUAUCUCGAUUCGUAUUAUUGGACCUUCUGAGGGCGAUAGUCCACAAUUUAGUUUGCCUACAACCACUGGGCUUGCUGCUUUAGUUGUCGGUGGUGGCUUCACGUUAGAGGCAUCUUCUCGUGAUAUUUUUGUUUGCAGUCGUUCCGACGGUUUGUAGCAGAUAUCUUCUCUAAACACUGCAUUCAUGCCUCUGCAAUACCCGUUGCUUUUCCCUUAUGGAGAGAGAGGGUUCCAGGUGGAUGUUCCUCACUUGAUUGUUCCUGAAGAAGAUGAUGACGAUGGACCUAUAGAUCCUAAUCCUACACCUGGAAGUCCGGCCAUUGAGGCGCCCUCUUCAUACCCUUCUAGGGGUGGUGAUGCUUCCACAAAUAGUCGGAAUAGGAUGACCAUGCAGGAUUACUAUCGUUUUAUGUGCCAUUACAAGGGUGAUCAGCCCAAUCCAUAUAUAUGUUAUGGUCUCCUCUCUUCUCAGUCGGUUGUUGAUGCACGCGCGUGCAUCGAUGAAAGUAGAUUGUGGUAUAUCAUAAGAAAUCAGGACAUGCUUAGAUCAGAGCACAUGCAGGGUAUUACUGAUGCGGUAGGUGAUGGGUGUGUUGAUGGUGAUGCUCUUGGGAAGAGGACCAUUGUACCUUCCAGUCACAUAGGCGGUCGUCGUUACUUCCAUGAAAAUUUUCAUGAUGGCCUUGCCGUUUGUCGGGUGCACGGUGCGCCUGACAUAUUUACCACUUUCACUUGCAAUCCCAAGUGGCCUGAGAUCACCAGUGCAUUGGAACCAGGUCAGACGCCUUCUGAUAGGGCGGAUAUUGUUGUUAGGGUCUAUCACAUGAAGCUCACCGAGUACUUGGACGAGAUUAAGUCAGGCCGGGCUUUUGGCCCCAUUACGGCUGUGUUGUAUACCGUUGAGUUCCAGAAGCGGGGACUGCCUCACGCGCAUAUACUUGUCUGGCGAGAGGGGGUAACGAUGGCGAUGACUAAUCUGCAGGCUCUUGUUGUGGGGAACAAGAACCUGACCAUCCAUGUGUAUGUUUCGCGUCUGUGGCAGCAUUGUGGAUCCACUGAUAACAGUCCUAUCAAAGACACUGACAUGGUCCUUUUGGAUGUGGCAAACAUCUAUUCUGAGAUUGGUGAGAAGCUUGUGCCUAAGUUCAAUUGAGGCAACCACAUCCAUGUUGUUUCUUGGCAUGAGCAACCACAUCUAUGCUGAUAUUGGCUCCUGGGCUCCUUUAUAGGUCUCUUACUGUGAAGCUUGUGGUUGGCAUGCCUUUCAAGCAUUCAAUUUUUAUGAGGGUGGAGUUGGAGAAGGUGGGGCGUCAGAGCAGAGCUAAUUGCAGCGUCCACGACCUCCUUGGGCAUGGCCAAUCCCGCCAGAUCACUGUUCAAGAUAUCUUCCGAUAUGCCGAUAAAUCGGCCGAUUUAUCGCUUACCGUUGUCAGACUGAUAAGAUAAAUCGGCCGAUAAAUCUGCCGAUAUGGUGAUAAAUCGGCCGAUAUGCCGAUAAACUGGCCGAUUUACCCCUUAUCAUGGGUCGACCGAUAAGUUCCCGACAAGCGAUAUCCCCAACAUUGCCAGAUUGACCAGGUUGCGGGGUUUGGUCAGCAGUGUGUGUGGCCAGUGGUUGGAGCACACUGAAGUGGAGGAGCAGUGUCAUUGUCGACCAUGGAUUCAGUGUGUAGCAGAUCUUGAGAGUUCUGUCAGGAUAGGGAGAGACAAUGAGGCAAAAGGCAAAUGUACAUGCUCCUUAUUACUUAUCAGAAAUAUUUUCCUGUUGAGAUCGGCCACUGAUGACACGAGUCUGCUACCCUGCUCCUGUGAAGGUAACCGAAGGCCUGCGCCUCCCAUCAGCUUGGAUAUCCUCUCUCAGCUUGCACCUCUUCAUGCUUUAUGAGAAGGUGAACCGCUCUAUCAAUGACGAUGAACUCAUCCAAUUGCACUGUAUUGGGAACAGUUUUACCAUCCGAGGAUACAUCCAAAGUACAGGUGAAUUAGACAUUUCCCUGUGCGAGAUCAAAUGACUUGAGCUUUACAUUGGUUCAACUGUCCCUGUCAUCAAAUAUUAUGUUUGCAAGAUGAACAAGACCUUUGUCACUCUUGGACUGAGGAUGUACUUCUGUCGCUUCACAAAAAAUGCAUCUAAAGCACCAUCUCAAUGACCGGUCGAGGACGUGAUGGUUAGUCUCAGCACCGGAGAUGUUAUGAGACAGGUCUGGAUGAUGAUGGUUACGGACAAGAGACAAACGAUAACAACAAUUGGUCAGACUUUGUCAAAGAGGCAGGGACUAGAGAGUAUUAGAUAUGUGUCUUUGCCUUCAAAAUUGAAAAUGGGAAACCAUUGCUCACCGUCCAUAAGCUUUGAAAGGCUAAGGUACAAAAUCGCAUGUGCAAUGUCUACACACAAAUCGUUCUAUGAAAUGUAUCUAACAGAUUGCCUGCAUCAGGUUAAUGUGCCCUGUGAAGUUUUUUUUUUUUGAGGGAUAAUGUGCCCUGUGAAGUUGAUCGAGAAGGCAACCGUGUGGUCUCAAGAACCUUGUGGUCAAGUGGUUACCGUAAAUACUCUCUCAUGUUCACGUU
Molecule: messenger RNA, 4689 nt
Organism: Triticum urartu
Lineage: Eukaryota; Viridiplantae; Streptophyta; Magnoliopsida; Poales; Poaceae
Source: RefSeq, a predicted model, not a curated record